Molecule: messenger RNA, 1509 nt
Organism: Cuscuta campestris
Lineage: Eukaryota; Viridiplantae; Streptophyta; Magnoliopsida; Solanales; Convolvulaceae
Source: the annotation of a GenBank genome assembly
AAUUAAUUUUGAAAAAUACUUAUUAUGAAAAUUAGGGAGGAACUGAGGAAUAGAGGAAGGGAAGUUUUGAUCACCAAUGGCUUCUACACCAAGAACGCGCAAAUCAUCUACUCCGCUCACUCCCAUCGUCAACCAGAAACCCUCUAGAAAUCGAAUUUCGCCGCCGUCAGAUUCAUCGCCCCUCGAACCAUCCCAGAAUUUCUUCCCCACCUCAAGGGCGGAGUUCUUGAGGCUCGUCUCUGUAAUCUCCAUCGCCGCCUUCAUAGCUUUCGUGUGUAAUUACAUAGCCUCAGUUGUAGAUCGACAGCCCAAACCCUUUUGUACUACCAAUUCGGAGUUGGAUGACGCCCUAUCUGAUUUGUGUGAGCCUUGUCCAACUAAUGGAGUAUGCUAUGAUGGAAAAUUGGAGUGUGAACAUGGAUUUCGGAAGCAUGGAGACUUAUGUAUAGAGGAUUCAAAACUUAGUGAAGUGGCCAAGGAACUAUACAAAUUUGUAGAAGAUCAUGUGUGUAAGGCGUAUGCUCAUCAUAUGUGUGGUGGCUCUGGUGCUCUUUGGGUUCAAGAAGGUGAGAUUUUGAAUAGAUUCGAGGAAAAUAAGUUGACGAAGCAUUAUGGCAUAAGUGGUGUUGCAUAUGGUCAUUCAAAGCAGCGAGCUAUUGAGGCAGUUGACAAAAUGCUUGAGAGAAGGAUGGGCCACCAUGAGAUUAAGGAGGUGAAGUGUCCAGAUCAGCUAGCUCAAAAGCAUAUACCUCUUUCUUGUUGUGUUCAGCUUUGGAUAGCAAAGCAUGCGAUAACAUUACUUGCUGCUGGUGCAUUGCUUGUUGGGUGCUCUGUGAUAUUGUUGAAGGUCAGGCGGAGGCACUACUUAUCAGUCCGAGCAGAAGAACUCUAUAAUAAGGUUUGUGAUGUAGUUGAAGAUAAGGCACUGGCUGCAAGGAGUACAAACAAUGAGUGUGAACCAUGGGUGAUGGCUUCAUGGCUACGAGAUUAUCUUCUUUCACCCAAGGAAAGGAAGGACCCGUUGUUGUGGAAAAAGGUUGAGGAGUUGGUUCGUGAAGAUUCACGAUUAGAACAGUACCCUAAGGUGGUGAAGGGUGAAUCUAAGGUUGUCUGGGAAUGGCAAGUUGAGGGCUCUCUAAGCUCAUCAGGGAAGAAAAAAACACUCAAUGGGGAAAGGCCAGAGUUAAGUAAACAAAUGGACUUAUCUUCUCAACAGAAAGGCUGGGUAUCAAAGGUAUCUGCUGCUUUUACAUAGCUGAGGUGGUUUUAUAGAGGCGGGUGAACAUCUGUGUAUGCCCACAGAUCAUUGUAACCUCUUACGCUAGGAAACAUGUAAUCCCUAUUAGACUAGUCCGGGAACACGUAAUCAAACUCUUAUUAAAUUUGACCUUUACAGAGUUUAAAUGAAGAACCAUUCUGGUAGAGGAGGCACUAUGUCGAUUAUAGCAAUGUCAGAACAUUUUAGACUCGUUUUAAGGGAAGGUGCUCAACUAAAAUCAUCCUAAUUUU